CACAGCCCAGCCAGGGUCCGUCGCCGGGCGCCCCAUGCCAGGGAGCAGCUUACUGGGAUCUGCUGGGGGCUUCUGGUGAGGGCGAAGAGAGAACGGCCAGAGGAUUUCCCAAGGGCGGCACCAGCAUAUUUCUUUCGUCUCUGGAUUCGGGGAGGAGCCCGUGUUCAACAUGAGAUGUAAUAAGAUUGGCUAGGUAACGGGAAGGGUCUCCCCUUCGUAUAAAUCCCCUCUGGUGGCUCCCGCUAGAAGCCUCAGUUCAGGCCCCAUGUAAUAAUAUGCCGGUCUAAUUAUUUUUUGUGGGGGAGAGCACCUGCUGCUGGAGACAAGAGACUGUGACCCCCAAAGGAGAUAUCGUAGCAAAAAAAACCCCCACCCCAGCCAUGAAUUUGACCCUCAUGAACAUCAGGCGUCAAUAGCUGAGGCCAAUGUUGUAGUCAGUUUGUAGAAUUUAAGUCAUUUGAGCUGCUGUAAAUCUCUCUCUGGUUGUUUUAAGAGGAGAUUUGUAUUGAAUUCAUACCACUUUUUGGAGCAUCCUUGUCUCUGGGCUGCCAUGCCCCAGUAAAGCUGCAGUUGCUACCUUUUGCAGGGCUUUGUGAGAGAGUCUUGCUUCUCUGUUACCACAUAUAUAUUUUUAAGAGGAUAUUUGUAUUUUUAUGAUUUUUAUAGCUUGUGCAAAAUCCCUUUUUCAGAGAACUUCAAUCACAGUACAAGUGUUAAAGGGAACCACCGGCGACAGUUACUUGCUCUUGUCAUAAUGUGGACUUUUCUGGGCAUCGCCUCCUUCAUCUAUGUGUAUAAGAAAUGUGGAGACUUGAUGACUUAUGUCAACAAAGAGGUGCUGCUGACUACGUUGAUGUUUUUCUCUCUUGGUUUGCUCCUGUCUUAUUGGUAUCGUUCUGGGUGGCUAAAACAACAGCAGUGGGGGCAGCAGAAACAGUCCCACUUUGGGAUGCUCUGUAGUGCUCUCUCAGCUUUGCCACUCAUUGGUUUUUUCUGGGCCAAAUCCACCCCUGGAUCUCCACAGGCAGAGCAACCCAAAUCCAGAAAGGGUAAAAGAGGGGUAAACUCAAACACUGUGACAGAGACUGGUACAAAUACAAUAUUAGCUCCUCAGUCUGAUCCAGAGGUUAUCAUCGUGGGUUCAGGUGUACUUGGUUCUGCUUUGGCUGCAGUGCUGUCACGGGACGGAAGAAAUGUGACAGUAGUAGAGAGGGAUCUGAAGGAACCUGACAGGAUAGUUGGAGAAUUGUUACAACCUGGAGGAUAUAAUGCUCUUAAAGAACUGGGUCUUGAAGAUUCAGUGGAAGGUCUUGAUGCUCACAUAGUAAAUGGUUACAUAAUUCAUGAUCUAGAGAGCAAGUCAGAGGUUGAAAUUCCUUUUCCAAACUCUGCAGAUGGUCUGAUGCAGAGUGGAAGAGCAUUUCAUCAUGGGCGCUUCAUCAUGGGUCUCCGAAGGGCAGCCAUGGCAGAACCCAACACAAAAUUCAUUGAAGGGACUGUGUUACAACUGCUCGAGGAAGAUGACUGUGUGGUGGGUGUUCAGUACAAGGAUAAAGAAACUGGAGAUAUUAAGGAAUUACAUGCACCUCUGACUGUUGUUGCUGAUGGACUUUUCUCCAAGUUUAGGAAAAAAUUGGUUUCCAACAAAGUUUCUGUUUCAUCCCAUUUUGUUGGCUGCAUUUUGAAAGACUCACCACAGUUUAAAGCCAAUCAUGCUGAACUUGUUUUAGCUAAUCCUAGUCCAGUCCUUAUCUACCAGAUUUCUUCAAAUGAGACUCGAGUACUUGUUGAUAUUCGAGGGGAAAUGCCAAAAAACAUCAAAGAAUACAUGACUGAGAAAAUUUAUCCACAACUACCUGAGCACCUAAAGGAACCGUUCCUAAUAGCAGUUCAAAAUGAUCGUUUGAGGACCAUGCCAGCAAGCUUCCUACCUCCAUCACCUGUUAACAAACAAGGCGUUCUUCUUUUGGGAGAUGCAUAUAAUAUGAGGCACCCUCUGACAGGUGGAGGAAUGAGUGUUGUUUUGAAUGAUAUUAAAAUAUGGAGAAACUUGCUCCAGGAUAUUCCAGAUCUUUAUGAGGAUUCUGCUAUUCUUCAGGCAAAAAAGACAUUUUACUGGUCAAGAAAAAAGUCUCAUUCUUUUGUAGUGAAUGUUCUUGCUCAGGCCCUUUAUGAACUGUUUGCUGCCAGAGAUGAUUCCUUGCAUCAGCUAAGGCAAGCAUGUUUCCAUUACUUCAAACUUGGGGGAGAGUGUGUUUCGGGUCCAGUUGGAUUGCUAUCUGUCUUAUCUCCUAAACCAAUGGUACUGAUUGGCCACUUCUUUGCUGUUGCGCUAUAUGCUGUUUAUUUUUGCUUUAAAUCAGAGUCCUGGGUCAUGAAGCCACGCGCAUUUUUCAGUAGCGGUGCUGUACUUUACCGGGCUUGCUCUGUAAUAUUUCCACUCAUUUGCUCCGAAAUGAAGUAUAUAAUCUAUUAAAUAUUAGAGGGAAAUGAAUGGAGGAAGAAUAUGUGAAACUCACCAAGCCUUUACAGUCUUUUGGACAGGUACUGUUCAACACUGUAUGAUGAUCACCUCUGUUUAAAGUGCAACCCCCUGUUCAGGAUUUGGCUUAAUUUUAUUCUUGUGGGUAUAUGUACAUAUGUAAAUAUAUGUUCCUUUACCAUAUAAAUUUAAAAAUGACUUAACUGUUUCCAAGGACCAUAAUUAACUGUUAACAUAUGGUAGAAAAGUGCCACUUCUGGCAGAGGACAAUUUCCUCACUUUAUCCAUUGCAUAGAAUGCACCAAUAAUGUUGAUGAUGUUUAUAAAAUGAAAAGUGAACAGUUUAAGUCAUUUGCUGCUGCAUCCUUCAUUGUUUCCAUGGAUUGUUUGUUUUCUUUAUUACUGUGAAAUAUUGUAAGAAAAUUUUCAUUUAUUUCAUUAAAAGUCUUUGCCUCUAUUUUAUUUCAGUUGCAAUUCAAAUAGCAAUCUACUGACACUUAAAAGGACACUGUCAAGGGGUUUCGGGUUAAAAAGUUACCAUAUAUUUAAACUUCAUUACUGUUGCAAAUGUCAUCCUCUAUUAAGUAGCUAAUUUAAAAAAAUCAUUCUCUUCACCAGAAUUACUUUAUACAAGAGGUUCCAGAUCAGAAUUUGUUUAACAACUCUGUAUUUCAUUCAAGCUACCUUCUUCCAGUUCCACAGUCUCACUUUAUUUAAAAGACUUACCUUUCAUUUUGCUUGUGCAACAGAAGUUAACAGAUACCAACCAUUUAACAGAAGUAUAGCCACAAGUUGUACAUAUCAAAAAAAAUUCAGUCGGGAGCUAUUCCAAGUGGAUAUUAAAAAUAGUAGUAAAGAUUAUUUAAAAACUCAUGAAAAAGACUUCAAAAGUGUCCUUCUUAAUACUUGGUUUUUGUUUUUCCUCUACAAGUUAUUGCAUGUGACCAAAAAAAUGUAAUGCCUUUUAUUGACAAUAUUCCUCUCAAUGUUACCUUUAGUAAUGUCCUUUCCUCUGCUGUGUAUUUUUGUUUUGUCCCUACCUUUCCUUUGAUUGUAUUAUGUAAUACUGGAUGGCUCUUUCCUUUUGGCUCACCCAAAAACCCUUAUAUCAGCACAGCCAACAGGUUGGAAAGUAAUGACAGAUCACUCUUUUUUUCCUCUACAAUUUACAAAAAUUUGAAUAUGUAUCUUUAAAAAAAAAUGACAGAUUACAUAGCUGUAUAUAAACAUAAUCAACUUUUCUGUUGGACUGUGAAAAAUAUUUAUGGAGAGACUUUUAAUACUUUAUUUGAUAAAUAUUUCAAAUGAUCUUUUUUCCAGUGAAAACAGAAAUAUGUAUAUUUUUCUAACCAAUAUCACUCUUCAUACCCUAUUGAAAUUAAACAUUGCUACUUUAAUAACUGAUAACUUUACUCAAAGGGAAAACAGUAAUAUUUUCAAAUACCAUUAUAUAUAAAAAUUAAACAAUGCCACUUUAAGGGUAUUCAAAGUUUGCAGCAUUUAUAUUUAAAGUGUUUUCAUAAUUUGUGGAGUCUAAUUUUUGAAAUAUUAUGGAUUAGUUUAAUGUAUUCUUAAUGUAUGUUUUAUAUUUAAAUAUUAUUUGCAAUCAGUCUCCUGUAAACCGGGGUUAAAGAUCCUGAGCCAAAU
This is a messenger RNA of Terrapene triunguis (Three-toed box turtle), 4129 nucleotides long. It is a transcript of the gene SQLE, whose product is annotated as squalene epoxidase. Gene Ontology annotation, cellular component: endoplasmic reticulum; membrane. Gene Ontology annotation, molecular function: squalene monooxygenase activity; flavin adenine dinucleotide binding. Bases 755 to 2476 code for a protein of 573 amino acids. The transcript has 11 exons. The record is from RefSeq and is a predicted model, not a curated record. Gene Ontology annotation, biological process: sterol biosynthetic process; cholesterol metabolic process. NCBI's taxonomy places the organism in Eukaryota, Metazoa, Chordata, Testudines, Emydidae.